AUGGCGAUGAUACGAAGCAGAAGGGCGACGACACUUCUCUUCUCCGUUUUCGGAAACUCUCGUGUCUGUAACUCCGGUGUGAUUCGUCACGGAACCGAUCGGAUCGAUAGAACCGGCGCAUUGCUCAGCCGUUGGAUCUCCUCUGCUUCGUCAUCUUCCGCCGUUGUGGCGGAUGAUGAAUCUGGAGGGAUUUACGGAUUGGGAAGUGUAUUGAAAGAGUACGAAGAUUAUCGGAGAUCUCUCUAUGGUGAAUACACUCACAAGGCUUUGCUUGUUGAUGCCGUUGGUACUCUCCUUGUUCCUGCUCAACCUACGGCUCAGAUAUACAAGAGUAUUGGAGAGAAGUAUGGAGUUGUGUACUCGGAGGCUGAGAUUCUUACUAGAUACAGAAGAGCUUAUCAGAAACCAUGGGGUGGUUCUCAUCUUAGAUAUGUAAACGAUGCGAGACCUUUCUGGCAAUAUAUAGUGACUGCAUCAACUGGAUGUUCGGAUUCUCAGUACUUUGAAGAACUUUACGACUAUUUUACUACAGAACAGGCGUGGAAGCUAUGUGAUCCAGAGGCAGAGAAAGUGUUCAAAGCGAUUAAAGAAGCGGGUGUAAAAGUUGCCAUUGUGUCCAACUUCGACACUCGAUUAAGACCUCUCCUACGAGCACUGAGAUGUGAAGACUGGUUUGAUGCUGUGGCUGUUUCAGCAGAAGUUGAAGCAGAGAAACCAAACCCGAUCAUCUUCUUGAAAGCAUGUGAAUUGAUAGGAGUGAAUCCCGAGGAUGCGGUUCAUGUAGGAGAUGACCGUAGGAACGAUGUAUGGGGCGCUAGAGACGCAGGCUGUGACGCUUGGCUCUGGGGAAGUGAAGUUACUUCUUUUAAACAGGUUGCUCAAAGGAUAGGAGUGAAGGUCUGA
Arabis nemorensis is the source of this 903-nucleotide messenger RNA. Lineage: Eukaryota; Viridiplantae; Streptophyta; Magnoliopsida; Brassicales; Brassicaceae. The record is from the annotation of a GenBank genome assembly.